Molecule: messenger RNA, 9558 nt
Organism: Strigops habroptila (Kakapo)
Lineage: Eukaryota; Metazoa; Chordata; Aves; Psittaciformes; Psittacidae
Gene: FAM171B
Product: family with sequence similarity 171 member B
Exons: 8
Coding region: 152-2545 (797 amino acids)
Source: RefSeq, a predicted model, not a curated record
CGAGGCGGGCCGCUGCUGGGCCGGCUGCUGGCGUGCGUGGGGAGGGCCGCUCGCUGCCGCAGUCGCGCCGUCGCCGGAGCCGCCGCUGGUCCCGGCUUCCCGCCCGCGUCCUCGCCCGCAAUAUGCCUCCGCUGCCCUCGGGCUGCUCGCCAUGCCGGGGGCCUGCGGGCGCCUCUCCUCCCUGCUCCUGGGGCUGGCGGCCGCGAUGCUGCUACUGAUGGUACGGCCGCCUCACGUCGACGCAGCCGCAGCCACCCACCCGCAGCGGCAGCGAUCGGCGCUGCCGGGGAGCGACCCCGCCGCCGCGGCGGCCUCAGGAUCUGUUUUUAUGCUAAAAGUUCAAGUCAAUGACAUUAUCAGUCAUCAGUACCUGCGACAAGCGGUUGUAGAAGUGUUUGUUAACUACACAAAGACAAAUUCUACUCUUACUGGAAACAAUGGAGCAGUAUUAAUAGCAGUUCCAUACAAAUUAGGAGUAAGCUUAACUAUCGUAUCGUACAAGGAUGGCUACAUGUUAACACCUUUGCCUUGGAAGACUGGGAGAAUGCCAAUAUACUCUUCUGUGACGCUUUCAUUAUUCCCACAAAGUCAAGCUAAUAUAUGGCUGUUUGAAGAUACUGUCUUAAUUACUGGAAAACUAACUGAUGCCAAAUCUCAACCAAGUGUUCAGUUUCCAAAAUUUUUAAUAAAGCUUCCAACAAAUCAACAUAUUACAAAUGUUACAGCCUAUCUGACAGUGCCAGAGCAGUUUUUGAAAGUAGACAGCUUUGUCUAUACAACAGGAAUUCUUCUAAAUAAAUCAGGUUUCAAAAGCAUGGAAUUAGCUCCUCUUGCUGCAGUAUGUGUAAACAUCCGUUUGACUGGGAAAGAACUAAAAGUAAAUGGUCCCAUUCAGAUUACACUUCCUCUUCCCACAAGUACUGUAAAAUCCGGAGAUGCUGUACCUGCGUGGACGUUUGAUAUGAAAACUGGUGCUUGGGUAAGCCGUGGGCUAGGAAUGGUAAAGGAAGCAGAUGGUCAAUUAGUAUGGACAUACACUGCUCAACACUUAGGCUACUGGAUAGCAGCUCCACUGCCUGGAGCAAGAGAAUCCAUUAUUAGUGCGGUUUCCAAGGAUAUCACAGCCUAUCACACAGUGUUUCUUACGGCCAUCCUGGGAGGUACUGUUGUCAUUAUCAUUGGAUUUUUUGCUGUUCUUCUUUGUUACUGCAGGGAUAAAUGUGGUCGGACACAAAAGAAGGAAAAAAAUACAACUAAGCUGGAGGUCAUCAAAAAAGACCAGACUACAUCAACUACGCACAUAAAUCACAUCAGUGCUGUCAAAGGGUCUUUGAAGUUGGAGGAUAAGUCACAGUUAUACACACCGAAGAUUUCAUACAGCCCUCAAAGAAGGAUGUCCAUAGACACAGAAGAUGGAAAAUCACGAGACAAUUUUAAAAUCUACACAGAGGAUGCUUCUUACCAGUCAUCCUGUCAGACUCGUCAGUCAAGAAAUUCAGCCCAUUCAUUGGAGCCUAAUGCUGGAGUUAGGCAUUUACAGCAGCUGAAGCAUAGUAGCAGUACUAUUUCCCAGGCUCCCAGGGACAUUCAAGACCAAAAUAGAUACCUUUCACUGAAAGAGGAGACGUAUGGGCUCUCCCAUAUCCCAGAACACCUGAUGCAUAUUUACAAUCAACCUAUUGCUAUUCUUCAAACCUCUGACCUUUUCCACUCACCAGAACAAUUGCAUCCUGCUAAAUCAGCAACUUUGCCAAGAAAAGGGCAGUUAGUUUAUAGCCCCAUGAUGGAACCCAUGAAUCGUGACAGUUACAUGCAAACUUUACCGAAAAUGCCAGUGCACUCUCUUCCACAGCCUUCUGUCUGCAGAGAUGAAAACAGUGUGUUAGAUAGUGAAGAGGGCUUACCAUCUCAGACGUCAAACUGGGGGCGGUACACUAAUAGCUUACUGGAAUCUGUCUCUGUUCCUGGGACACUGAAUGAAGCAGUUGUAAUGACUCCAUUUUCAUCUGAACUUCAAGGCAUUUCAGAACAAACAUUAUUGGAACUCUCUAAAGGAAAACCAUGUCCACACCCUCGAGCAUGGUUUGUGUCCCUGGAUGGAAAGCCAAUUGCUCAAGUGAGGCAUUCUUUCAUAGAUCUGAAAAAGGGCAGAAAAACAGAGAGUAAUGAUACCAGUCUGGACUCUGGUGUGGACAUGAAUGAGCAUCAUCCUGGUAGGAAACUGGAGAGAGAGAAAACUUUCAUUAAAAAUAUGCCCCAUUCUAAGAUCCUUUACUUGGAAGACCUGGAUCUGAGCAGCAGUGAAAGUGGGACCACUGUUUGCACUCCAGAGGACCAGGCUGUGAGAUACCUGAUGGAUGGAGGGAAUGGGCCAGUCAUAGCACAGCAUGAUGAAGAAGGUCUGAAAAGAAAAACUGUAUCAGGAAGUCAUGAAUCUGGUAUCCCUUCUGCUAAAAAAAGGGAGAGACCAUCUAUCAUGAGAAGAGAUAGCAAAACCAAUAUAUGGAAGAAAAGAGAGGAGAGGCCACUUCUUCCUAUAAAUUAAAACACAAUGUGCUUUGUGUUGUUGCUCUCCCUGCUGGUUAUUGACCUCUUGGCUGCUUCUGUAUUUCUGCAGUGUUGGGUUUACAAGGGAAAUGUUGUUUUCUGGUAUCAAGAAAAGUUACUCUUUUUUUUAAUACCGAUUGAGUUAUUAAACUUCAACUGGGCAAUUGAUAUUCAAUGUGAAUUGAAAACAGGGAAAUGCUACUAUUAAAAUUUUUCCAGUUCCUAAUUUUGCUGGCGGUACAGGGGAAAGCCCACAUUUUAAUCAGCCUGUCAUUCUUGGACGCACCUCUGGGAAUGCACAGUGAGAAAUGUAGGCACGUUUUAAUUUUUUCGUACUUGUUGUUAAUGCAUUGGUAGACUAGUUAAAGCAAUUCCUCAGCCUUGUUCCUAGUCAAUGUGACCAUCCCUGUAAAGUAUUUUAUAUGUGAACUUUUCUAGCAAUCUGUUACUACUUCUUUGUAUAAUGUAAAAUGUUUUGUCGGUUAGUCCAAGGCCACCAGCAGAUGAGCUGUUGGAUUUAUCAGCGGAGCUCUAUAGCAUUACUGCCUGCCUUGUGUGCCCAUCCUUAUGCAAAAAUUUUCCAUUCCAUAUGGCAGUGGCAGAACAGGGAAGUGUACAAGUUCUGUGGCCACUGCAGUCCAUGGUCCCUGCUGUUUUAAGAUGUUGCCCACCUGCUUUGUUUUAAUUUACUUUGUUUACAUCUGCUAUGAAGCAUCCACAUCCAGCAGAAAAGGACUGGUUCUGGCAGCAUUUGAAACUGCUUUUACUAUUGAUCCCAGUGUCUUGUUUUGGCUUCAUAGUCAGUUAAAAUCUUUUCUGCAUGCUGUUGGGCCAGUUGUGCUCCAGGACAUAGUCUUUAAUCCUGCAUAUUUAUAAGUCGGAGUUAGUCCCAUAAUGAAAAGGUAAUGCAAUUUUAGACAAAUUAUGUCUUUGAGACAGGUUCCUUUAGCAGGAAAAUCCGGCACUGUUGUUUUUUGGUUUAUGUUUAAAAAAAAUGGAAGAUCAUCAAAGGUUUAUGUGCCUACAUUUUGCCAGCCUGAGCUGCUUUUGUCUAGGUUGUGCAUUGCAGAGGGGUUAAACAGGCUUUAAAAGUUGGGGGGUUUUAUGAGCAUGAGAGAGCAGAUGACAACAUUUGAUCUAUAAUGCAAUAUAAAUACUACUUAUGACUCAGAGUUAAAUUUACCAAAAGUCAUGAAUGCAUGAAAUGUAACUAAGAUAUGUAUAGAGAAAGGAAAAGGCCAUCAGAAUAUUCUUUAUUUUUAAUAAUCAUUUUGUCAAAGUGAUCGCUUCAACUUUGGCUAACAGAAAAGUAGAUGCAUUCUUUAAUGUGCUUCAUAUAGUAUAUAGAAUGUCUUUCAGUGGCUUUGAAGCUGUUUCCCUGAUAAAAUAAGUUCCAGCAUUUUGGCUUUGGCAGUUUGAUUAUAAAUCAUCCUAAAAAAAGCUUUCUAACUGUUUCCCUUAGAGCUUGGUUAAGGUUCUAUACCAAGAUCCAAAUAUGUAAUGCCUGUAUUUGAAUUGUGGGGUGAGGUGCACUUGGUUGUCUGCCCUGUAGCACACUCAAGCAUUGGGAAAUACUCUAUGCAGCUGGGCUUCUGGGAAUAUUUACUCAGGAAACAUUACUGUGAAAUAUAUCUGUUGUGUUGGGAUUGUCAGUUGUCUGGUCCUGUUGUAGAAGAAGUAUGUAAGGUAACCAGAAUGGUACUAGCAAUACAUCAAUCCAACUUAUGCUGUGGAGUUGCUACAUGAGCAAAAUAUGAUGAUCCUUUUGAGUUCACAAAUAUGAAAGCGUACAAUAAAUUCGAGGUAGGUGUGCAAGUAAGUCCAUGAUUAAAUUGGCUAAACGAAUCUGCUUUAAUUACACAAUUUGUCUGUUUCAGAGGUGAAGAUGGCUUGUAGUAGCAUGCCUUUGGUACUUUUUUUAGGUAACUGAUUGAUUUUUCCUAUACCAAAUACAUUUUCACAUUACUUUUUUUUUUCUAUAUGCAGUUCCACUGGAUUUUGUGCGUGACUAUCUAGCCCCAAAUACUGAUAUUUUCCUCCUUUGCUUCAGUAGGAAUCAGUGUAUAUCUUUUCUGUAGAUGCACAUUUCUUCUGAAAGCUGCUUUGAUUUUUGAGGCUUAAUAUUGCCCUGCUCUUAAGAGUUCCAUCAGUUCUGAUGGCUCCCUUUUCAACAAGAAAGAAUUAUAUAUUCUGUUGAACAUAAUAGCAAAUCCCUGACUAACUAAUGGUUUUGAGAUGUUACCGUUAACUUGAUAUGUCUCUGUUUGAAAUGUUGUUCACCUGCAGUAACAAUAUAUUGCAGAUUUCUUUCAAUGCAUUUUUUAAAGUGUAUAUGCCAAAACCACAUAAUUUUUCAAACUUACUUGUAUGAUUAAAAAAUGCAGAUUACUGCAAAUGGCGUUACUCAUUUGAGUUCAAGGGAAUGAAGUUUUGCACUCCAGUGUUCUUGUUCUGCAUGAGAGUAGGUAUCUGGUCACCAAAGAAAAAGGAUUAGAAAUGUUGAAAAUAUCAGUUAUAACUUGAAAACUUCAGAGUAAUGGUGCCAAAAGAUGUACCGAUGUAGUGCAGAUUCUUGUCUGCUCUGCUAGCUGAUUGAGAGCAAAGUGAGUUUGGCUCUGUACCAUCAUUCGAAAGGAGCUUUUGGCUGUCUGGAUUAGUCACAGUUGUUUUACUCUCCACAUAUGGUAGUGUAAAAUGGCCCUUAAAAGGGCUGUGCAUCAGUGAGGCAUUUCAGCAUUUAGCCAACAAAGCAAGUCAAAGUGGAACAGAUCUUGCAAGAAGUGUCAACCGCACCACACAGCUUGGUGUCAUCAGCAAACUUGCUGGAGGUGUGCUUGAUCCCACUGUCCAUGUUGCCAACAAAGAUGUUGAACAGCGCUAGUCCCAACACCGACUCGUGAGGAAAACCCUUGUCACUGAUCUCCACUUGGACAGUGAGCUGUUAACUGCAACCCUUUGAGUGCAACCAUCCAGCCAGUUCCUUACCCACUGAGUGGUCCAUCUGUUAAAUCCAUGCCUCUCCAGUUUGGAGACCAGGAUGUCAUGCGGGACAAUGUCAGAUGCCUUGUACAAGUCCAGGUAUAUGAUGUCAGUUGCUCUUCCCUUAUCCACCAAUGCUGUCAGUCCGUUGUAGAACACCACCAAAUUUGUCAGGUAUGAUUUGUCCUAACUGAAACCAUGUUGGCUCUCACCAUUUACCUCCUUAUUUUCCAUGUGCCUUUGCAUAGUUUCCAGAAGCAUUUGCUCUGUGAUCUUGCUGUGCACCAAGGUGAGACUGUUGCCCUGUUUUCCUUUUUUCUCUUUUUAAAAAUGGGGGUUAUGUUUCCCCUUUCCAGUCAGUGGGAAGUUCAUCAGACUGCCACGACUUCUCAAAUAUGAUAGAAAAUGGCUCGGCAGCUACAUCCACCAGUUCCCUCAGGACCUGCAGACGUAUCUCAUCAGGUCUCUUGUACUUGUACACCUUCAGGUUUCUUAGAUGAUCUUGAACCUGAUCUUCCCCUACAGAAGGUGGUUCUUCAUCUCCCAGUUCCCACCUUUGCCUUGUGUGACUUGGGCAAUGUGGCUGGAGCACUUGACUGUGAAGACCGAGACAGAGGAGUCACUGAGUACUUCAGCUUUCUCCAUGUCCCAGGUAGCCAGGUAUCCCAUUUGCUUCCAGAGAGGAAAUUUUCCCUUUCUUCCUUUUAUCACCAGUGUACCUAUAGAAGCUUUUCUUGUUGCUCUUGAUGUCUCUGAUUAGAUUGAAUUGUGUCUUAUCAUAUAUAUAUGUUUGGCUGUUGCUUCUACCCAUGCCAGCCAAGCAACAGCUGUCUUUGCUUGCUUUGUAGAUUAGAACCCAUAUGCCAUCUUUUCUGUGUGUAACUUGCUAGCAUUUAUCACAUGAUGUCUUUAUGUUGCUGGUUACACUUGAAAAGGCUUUUCUAAAGCUGAGUUUGAUAUUAAAAAUAAAUAUAUUAACUUGCUUUCUGUGUCAGAAUAUGAGAACGCUAUUCUAUAGAGAGAAAGCAUUGCUGCAGUUGUAUGCUACAUGAAAACAGCUGAUGGCUCGAAGCACAAAAUGACAGGGAAUUCUUCCUUGGCCCUAUGGUGAGCAUUAAACCUUCGAUUUGAAAAACUCUAUGUAACUCUAAAAUCAAUAGAAUUAUAGUUCAUAUUUAUAUUCAGUAUUUACAGAAUAUAUUAUCAAUCGUCAUAUUCCAGCUUUAUGUUGGAAUUUAUGCACUGGAAAUCUCUGUCAGUGACUAGAAUUUGUUUUGGUUGUAGAUCAUUAAAAAUAGUUUGACUACACCGAGUUCUAAAAAUUGUAAUUCCUGAGGUAAUGGUACAUGAUGCGUGCCAUAUGUGGAAACGACAAAAUGUUAUCAUGAAAUUUGUCUUUCUGGUCAAACUAAAGCUUUUCUGUAUUCCUGUGUGUUAUUUCAACAUAUGAAUUUAUAGGAGUCACUGAAUUUAUUUUUUAAGAUUUUUUUGCCUGUUGAAUUAGCAGCACCAAGAGAGUGCUAAAAUGCUAGUGUGAAAAUCAGGCCUAUGCAAAAAGCAGCGAGGGUUUGUGGCACACUGCGCUUGACAAGGCAAGGGAAACAUUCGGAGGUUUUGACUUCUUUGAAUCUGGAGGUUGAUUACCUUGAAAAUAAGAAAUGGGUCAUGCCUGAAGCACUUUUAAGUAAGCCCCUUCUAAGGAGAGGGGUGUGAGUGGAGAAAAUGGGAGAUAGAUAGUUUCUUUCUGAAUCUUGUUUUGAAACUGAUGUGUAUUUGUGCUUCAGUGGAAUUGAUUCUUUUUGCAGAACACAAAUGUUUGCAAGAAGUACAUCUCAGUUCUUCACAAGGCGCUUACUGAGCUGUCAGCUUUUGCAAAAAGUCCACAUAUGUGUACGUAAAAUCUUAAGUGAAAGAUAUUAGAUAGAUACAUACCACUCAAGACCAAAUUUUGUCAUAUGUUUAGGGUGAAAGGCAGUUAAACUUCAGGAGAGUUUCCCUGCCAUGGUUGCAAUACAUGAUGUUGAGAUUCUUCUUGCAGACGGGUAUACCAGUUCCAGGUCUUUGCUUAGGUCAGUACUUUGAUGUGUUAUAAACUAAGGGAAGUGAUCAGGCUAAACAGUAUGCAGCUGUAUGGACAUAAAUCUGGAUAUGUUACCUAGAAUAAGCUAAUCAACAGUCAUUUUCAGAUUGCCGCAUAUUAUAGAAAUUAUAAAAAAAGGGGUGGUGGAAUGCACUUUAAAAUUCCUUUUAAAAGGAAAAUCUUUAUAGUACUGUCAGAAAAUAAAAGAAUUCUGUUACUUACAAACCUGAAAGCAAAGCUGAUUCAAUGAUUAGGGACAUUAUUUGCCAGUGUAGAGCUAGACAUGAUGCACAAAAAAUAAUCCAGGAUGUAGGAAUGUUUAGUUGUCUGCUUUGUUUUUUAUGAAAUAAUCUGUAUCAAAGAGGAUGAGAUGAACGGGCACCAGUCUAAACUCUUCUUGUUAGUUAAAAAGUGAAACAGGUCAACAAUAUUACUGGUCUAACACUGUGUAAAUUAAAAGGUAGUACGCUACAUUCAUUGUCUAACACUGCAUAUUAGGAAAGUCUGAAGACAAAUGAGCCUGCUGAAGUGCCUUUCUCUUUCAUCAGACUUAUUUUAUCAGUGGGACACCUGAGGAUCUGAAAAGCACAUUAUGGGGUUUCUUUCUGUUAGCCAAAAAAACCCACCUCAGUUCAUACUUACAAUUAUGUAGCUUUUAUAAUAUUUUAAAAGGCAGAUCUAGUGUUUUUUAUGUUGGAAUACUGACUCCUGCAUGUUGGUGAAGAUGGUAAUUGUUGUAAACCCUGGGUUUUUUUGUAUUUUAUGUUUGAAAAGAAAUUUUAAAAAAUUAUAUCUUUAGCAAUAUCAACAGUAGUAUCUCUUAAAAAUGACAUGGGAUCUGAUUCAACUUCGUAAGUCAAGAGUAAGCAUCUUGAAGUCACUGGAUUUACAGGUAUGAAACUGGAAUUUUAACUUCAAAAAUAUAUGUUUAUAUAUAAAAACUAUUAUAAUGAUAAAAAUCUUUUUUUUCAGCUGCUAACCUUCCUUGCCAUUAGAAGCAGAAAGUGGAUGGAGAUAGGUACUUAAUUCUUAUUUUCUAGAACCAAUUUUUAUCUCAAUUUGGAGCCUAGCCUUCAUUGUUUAUAUAACAAUUUAUAUUGUUUUUAAUUCAGUGGAAUUAUGCAAAACAUAGUACUAUGCCUACAGAGUUAAAAAUUAGCAUUCUUUUAUAGUAGUUUGUACUAACUUCUGGCGCACUUUAACAGUAGUCAGCUACAUGUGUAUUGAAGAAUUUAUAUGAAAGCUGCUUUAAAUUACUUUAAUCUGAGCCCCCUUUUCUUUUAAAAGCAGUGUUCAGGGUGUUCUGAUUACAAGAAAAAAAAAUGGCUUCAGAUUUAUUUCUUAGGACCGGCAAGGGAAAACACUGUUAUUAUUUUUAGUAUUGGCACUGUGAGCUUGAAAACUAUGAUAUUUGGUUUUUUCAGUCAGUCUAAGACAUAUUGAACAUUCCUAUGUUCCCCGUCCCCAAAAUGUACUGGUAUUUUAUUCCCCAGUUAACUGAUUCAGUUCAUUUGAAGCACUUGUUCCACUUCAGUUCAUGCUACAACAGUAACAUUUUUACAACAUCUUAUUGCGUAGAAAGGCACUUUUUAGUGUUCACUACAGCACGGAGUUCAUAAAAAGCCUGUCUCUGAGAUGCUGAAAGGUGGGUGAAGUGAUGGCACUGAAUGUGCUCACCACCUUGCACAUUGGAGCCUUAUAUUCAAACUAUAUAUAACAAACACUUCGUUACCUUGGCAGUCAUUUUCAAAACCACUCUGAUAAGGAUAUUGCUGUAAAACAUUCUUGAUAUUUAGCGUCCUGGUUUUAAGCAUUUCUACCUUUUUAUAUUUUGUCAGAGGUGUCUUUUCAUCUCUGUAUUUACUACAGUAUCAGUGUCUGUUGCUGAAAAUGUAACUAAGAUUUGUAAAAUGUUAUAGCUUAUGCAAUAUAAUAAAAGUUUUAAAAAGUUA